Messenger RNA from Tremella mesenterica DSM 1558, 2781 nucleotides. RefSeq lists its product as uncharacterized. The transcript has 2 exons. The record is from RefSeq and is a predicted model, not a curated record. Gene Ontology annotation, biological process: regulation of transcription by RNA polymerase II. Gene Ontology annotation, molecular function: RNA polymerase II cis-regulatory region sequence-specific DNA binding; DNA-binding transcription factor activity, RNA polymerase II-specific. NCBI's taxonomy places the organism in Eukaryota, Fungi, Basidiomycota, Tremellomycetes, Tremellales, Tremellaceae. Bases 1 to 2781 code for a protein of 926 amino acids.
AUGUACAACCAUCACCCCGACAUCGAUCCUGCUCUUCAGUUUGCCGGCGAUAACGCUUCUCCACACGAAUUCGCCAAAGGCCGAAUGGCACUUCCCUUCCCCGGCUAUCAAACUAACGUUUUCAAUGUUGGUUUUUCCGAGUCUUCCAAUCGACCCAUGACGGCCAACAGCAGUAUGAUGUAUUCGCAAACGGACGAAGAAGACGAUGGAGAAUUUGUGAUCGACGAAUCUUUAGGAACGGAAGGUAUGGAAGAGUUUGAUUUCGGAGAUGAGCAAUGGCAAACUCCAGCGACGAUUCCUACAUCUUCAACCUCGUUCAGAACGGUUCACUCGGAACGUCCACCCCUGGUGCAUUCCCAAAGUUUACAACUCCCACCACAGAAACCGAUGUUGAACCGAUAUACGUCUCAUCAAGGUUCCGUUGGUCCCAUCCCUGGCCGCUCUGCUUCCCCUCAUGUCAUCCAGGGAGAUGUGUUCGCAGCUCCUCCGUCUCCUAUGCGGCGCGCACAUAGCGCAUUCGGGAUGAUGGGACAUCCCAAUGGAAUCAACAAUGGGAAUUUUUCACAUCCUGACCGUUUCACCCGCUCCAACCCACAUGCUGAGGGUGCCGAUCUUGUUUUCAGAGAUUCUUCUCGCACUCUUUCGAUCGCCCCUGUUGCUCAAGGUAUAUCUCCCAUGCGUGCUUUAGGUCCUCCACCUCAACAACCGAUACGAUUCGUUCAUCACAAUGUCAUGAUUACUCCCGAUCACAAGAACAAUUACGAAUCUCAUAUUCUCUCUUCGGCCACAUCUUCCACAGCGGAUACUGCGAUUACCACCGAUAUGUCUUCAGGUGGUCUAUAUGAGACCGGUUUGAAAAGGAGGAGGAGUGAAAUGAGUGAAGACGGAACGGAUUCACCGACGCGUCCAAAUCUGUCCAUGAACGGUGCGAAACGUCUGUCUCUUCGUGACACCGCUCCUGGCCCAUCAGUACCUAAACCAGCUCCUCCUAUCGGUAUGCGUCCGCAACGUCUCGCUACCAAACCACCGCCCACCAUGAACCGUACCGUACCGAAGCCGACGACUUGCGCUGAGGAUCCGGGCGUGGAGGGUAUACCAGAGGGUGAGAAGUCGAUGGACCGUCCUACUCCGAGUUUCGCUUGUAUCAUCGGACAAGCGAUUCUACGAUCGUCAGCCGGUGGUCUUUCCCUCGAACAUAUUUAUCGAUAUGUCGAAACAGCCUUCCCAUACUUCCAGACGGGAGAUGGAGCUUGGCGAAAUUCCGUUCGACAUAAUCUUUCCAUUCAUAAGAUGUUCAAGACGAUACCUCGAACAGAGAGACAUCCGCCGGGUAAAGGAGGGAUUUGGGUGAUUGAAGAGGAUGAAAAAUGUCAUUGGCCCGAAGAGAAUAAAUUCAUCAAGAACUUCCCUUCCAAUCAUCCUCAUCAUGCUAAUUGUCUUCAAACAUUACAUGAGCAGAGGAAGGAAGCUGAGGCCAUGGCCAAGGCAGCUGCGGAUGGAGUUGAAUAUGUUCCUAAGAAGGGAAAGAAAGGACGUAAAGCGGUUAAUGCGUCUGCUGGAAGAGAAGAAGAUCAUCAACCUCAACCUCAAUACAUGUCUCAAUCCCAAUCUCUACCUGGGUUUAGUAUGGAAAUGAUGCGUUCCACAUCAGCGAUGAGCGAUACACAUGUCACACAAUUAUCUCGACAUCCUAGUUAUCCUCAACAUCACAUGCAUCCCCCACCUCUUUCUCAACAAUUACACGAAUUUCGUUUCCCUUCCAUGUCUCGUUCUCAUUCAUCGGAUUCACUCUCUCAUCCUCAUCUUCCACCUCAUCCUGAUUAUCAAGAUCAUCCCGAUCAUCUCUUCCCAUUCUCUUUAUCAGACUUGGAAGAUGAAGGAGAAUUCUUACCUGAAGACAUGCUGGACGAAGAAUCUUAUGCCGUUUUAUCCGAGAUAACUCGAGAAGAAGCUUUAGCAAAGAACGGAAUGAUGGUUCCUUCUCGACUUGAAAGAGCUUUAUCGUCAAUGUCAACCUCAUCAAUCAUCGGUGAUAAACGUCCUCAAUCAAUAAUGGAUUCAAUAUUAGAACAUGAAGAUCUUUUCCAUUCGACUAAACCUUCUACUUCUAUGAGAGAACCAUUAAGUCAAAGAUUACCUAUUCCACAAGAAACCAUAGAUGAUAAUUUCGUAACCCCCGAAAGAGAUAAACAAUCAUUAUUAAAAUCACAUUUCCCAAGUUCUGCAUUCAAAACACCAGCUUUAAUCAAUACCGCUUCUUCACCUGGUUCCUCACCUAUGCCACUUACAGUCACUAGAAAUCCGACUCUUCCAUCUUCUUUAUCACACGCUUGGACAUUAGACGACGCCAUGACGAUGAACAAUAAACCAAUGUUAGAAGAUGCUUUCGAUUUGCAACCUCAAGGUCAAUCGAAAAAAAGAGUGGUCUCAAUGCAAUUUGAAGAAGAUUCACAAACGACACAAUCGAUAGGUUUUCCUAAAACUCCUGUAUCAAGAUCAUCAGCAGCAACUGGUGUUACUCCUGGAAGGUCAUUAAGAACGCCGAAGCCAUUUGCGACUCCUAUGAUUGUCAGAAGUCCUGGAUCUGGACCGAGUAGCGUUAGUGAAAUCAUGAGUACUCCAAUGUGGGAGAUUGGAGGUUGUUUAGCGAGAUUAAGAGAUUUACGGAAUUCACCUUCGAAUAUGAGAGCUUUAGGAAGUCCGGGUUCUAUACCACCUCCCACUUCACCCAUCAGGUAUUCGCUCUCGCUUGAUGCGAGUCCGAAGAAGACACCUGUUUGA